GAGUGGUGGAGGUCAUUGGUGUUGUGUGUAUAUAUAUAUAUGAGAGAGAAGAGUCAUGGUCCAUCAGUACCUUAUCUCCCUCCUCGAGAUGAACACCUUCGGUGUCUUCCUGCCUCUCCUGGCCUCCAGCUGCCUCCUGCUGGGCGUCGCAACACAAGACGUCAAGAAAGGCUCGGCGGUGAGGAAUGUGACCCAGGAGCUCACUAUCAACAAUGGUGUCGACUGGGGCGACUGGGGACCCAUUGAGUUCUGUGACGAGGGAAGUUUUGUGCAUGGCUUCGAGGUGUUGUUUGACCCGACCGGCGCCUUGGACGAGACGGCGGUGAAUGGUGUGAAGCUUUACUGCGCUAAUGAUGACCAUUAUGACACAGGAUACGUCACCUCUACCGUGGGCUUCUCCGGGGAGUGGCAAGGAAUGCGAGUGUGCCACGAGGGCUUCAUGACGGGGUUCAGGGCGGAGGUGCUGGAGCCUCAGGGCGUCGUACACGACGACGUCGCUGUUGAAAACGUCGAGAUGCAGUGCGGGUAUAAUGGAGAAAUAUUUGCCGGCGUGCUCGAUCUUCCUAAGUUUACUCCUGGCACGUGGAGUGACUGGCAACAAUGCGAGCAGGGAUCCACGGUGUGCGGUUUACAGGUGCGGUUUGAGGCCGUGUCUGUUGGGGACGAUGCUGCCACUACCGACCUCAGCAUGUAUUGCUGCAAGCACCAGUGAGGUCUUCUCCUUCUUCACCUGGUGCACCUGUUCUUCUGUUCCAUCCCUCUUCAUCCACGACGACACCUUUGAGAACUACUAAUGAGAAAUUGUUGCUCCUCACUCAACCCCACAUCAUACAAGGAGCUGGAAAUAAAACUAAGAACUAUUUGACACCUUUGGGAAAUAUUUGACAUCAUUGAACACUGUUUGAUACAAAUGGGUACUAUUUGGCACCGUUGGGGAACCAUUUGACACCGUUGGGGAACCAUUUGACACCACUGAACAAUCUGGGACACAUUUGGACACUAUUUGACACUUCAGGUUACUACUUCGAGUAAUAUUAUUAUUUUCUAGAUGCUCAGACCAGGCCAUGGGUAGGUUCAACCACUAAUUAGGUCAAGAGAAUAGCCCGUCCUCAUCAACUAGCCCGUCCUCAUCAACCAGCCCGUCCUCAUCAACCAGCCCGUCCUCAUCAACAAGCCCGUCCUCAUCAACUAGCCCGUCCUCAUCAACCAGCCCGUCC
Molecule: messenger RNA, 1217 nt
Organism: Procambarus clarkii (red swamp crayfish)
Lineage: Eukaryota; Metazoa; Arthropoda; Malacostraca; Decapoda; Cambaridae
Product: vitelline membrane outer layer protein 1
Source: RefSeq, a predicted model, not a curated record